AUGUCUACACCCGCGCGGCCACUGACUGCUCUCAAAUCAGCUUUGCGCCAAUUGCGCGCCGACAAGCACCACUCGCGAUGCUAUGCCACGGCCGCUCCCUCCGUCACUGGCAGGCCCGUCAACUUCCACCCCGGUGCCAUCAUGACCGGACGCAACAGCGAGCACAGCAUGAAGAAGAUUCCCAUCUUCCCCGCCGCUCCGUCAGCCCGUGCGAACUGCAAAGACCCAAUCGCCGCCGUCACCCAGGCCCAGCUUUCCGCUCUCGACCCUACUGGUGCCCGUAGCCGUCUGUUUAGUCGCGAAAACGUCGACCGCGCAAAUGUCGGCGAUAUCCUCCUCGUUCGCCUCAAGAACGGCGACCAAUAUGCCGGUGUCUGUCUCAACAUCCGCCGUCAAGGCAUCGACACGGCCAUUCUCCUCCGCAACAACCUGACCCGUGUGGGUGUCGAGAUGUGGUACAAGAUCUACAGUCCCAACGUCGAGGGUGUCGAGGUUGUGCAAAGGAAGGAGAAGAGAGCGAGAAGAGCAAGACUGUACUACAUGCGCCAGCCCAGACACGACAUUGGCAGCGUCGACAACAUCGUCAGGCAAUACCAGAGACAGCGUGCCAUGUUGCGCAGCUCAGAGGUCAAGAGCAGAGACUCAAACUCUCGCAAGAAGAAGAACAACAAGCGUGGCUCGAACUAG
Aureobasidium subglaciale EXF-2481 is the source of this 687-nucleotide messenger RNA. RefSeq lists its product as uncharacterized. Gene Ontology annotation, biological process: translation. Bases 1 to 687 code for a protein of 228 amino acids. Gene Ontology annotation, molecular function: structural constituent of ribosome. The transcript has 2 exons. Lineage: Eukaryota; Fungi; Ascomycota; Dothideomycetes; Dothideales; Saccotheciaceae. Gene Ontology annotation, cellular component: ribosome; mitochondrial large ribosomal subunit. The record is from RefSeq and is a predicted model, not a curated record.